This is a messenger RNA of Trichomonas vaginalis G3, 2703 nucleotides long. RefSeq names its product trafficking protein particle complex subunit 9 family. The record is from RefSeq and is a predicted model, not a curated record. NCBI's taxonomy places the organism in Eukaryota, Parabasalia, Trichomonadida, Trichomonadidae. Gene Ontology annotation, cellular component: trans-Golgi network. The transcript has a single exon. Bases 1 to 2703 code for a protein of 900 amino acids.
AUGAAAGUUCCAAGAGUUUUUUCGCUUGUGACAGAUUAUAUGAAAAGAACAAUCGAAGAAAUUACAGAAUUAAAUCUUGAAACUUUUUUGCCUGAAUGGUUAGACUUAAAAGAGAUUGCACGAUUCCAAUUAUUCGUUUGUGAUACAUAUGAUGCCCUCGGAACAAUCCUAAAAGUUAAAUCAGACCUUUUGCCUCAUCAACAAUUCCAUAUUAUUGUUGGAGCAGCUGUCGCCGAGUCCGAAUCCGAAUUGCUCAAUUAUGCUAAUUCAUUUAUUGAUCUCGUCGAGUCAACUUCACAAAAUUCAAUUCCAUUUUUGUUUGUUUUUUCGGAUGUAACAGCUAAUGAUGCAAAACUCUCUCAGUACUCGACAUUACUUCCUGCAGAUACGAACGAUGUAACUACUCUUGAGCGUCAUGUUAAACAAGGAUUGCUUUUAAGGUUCACGAACUUCAUUAUGAACCAAAGCGCCGAAAUUGAACGCCUCGCUAAUAAUGAAUCCGCAGAAUCAUAUCUAAAGAUCGCUUCAAUUCUCUGGAUUUUUGGCGGUUUUACAAAAGCCUCUGAAUACUUCGAGCAAGCACUCAAACUCAGAUCUGUCCAAAUUAACACUGAAAUCUUAGAAUUAUCUCUCAGUCCAAAAUACGUCGGAUCCGUUGAUAAAUACUGUAAUAAGUCAGAUCUCCCUGUUUACUUCGAAGAUCUCAAGGAAUCAAAUCUGCCUUUGAUUGUCAGAUCAAUUCUCUCAAAUGCAAACGACGUUACAGAAAAAACAUGCAUUAUUCGUAUUCUUUACAAAUUAGCGGCCAGAUAUCAAGAACAUUCACGCCGCUUUAUUCUACAAGCAAUAAAAUUCUGCCGCAAGCACAAAAAGAAAUACAUGGAGUACUAUCAGCUCGGAUUAUUAUUAUUGAACCAUUUCGGUCAUUCAAGGACGUUCCUUUACGAAAUAAGCGAUCUAUACAAGACAAGGAUUAAACUUCCACCAUAUCUUAUUGAUAUUUUUGCUCGUGCGAUUACAAGUGCAAAUGAUUGGCUCGAUCAGCGCAUUCACAUUGCAUCACAGCUCUUUUUAUCAGAAGACGCGCACAGAGAAAUCAAGAUCCGUAUGAUUGAGUAUCUUUUGGACAAUUUGCAUGCAGUAAAUCCAGAAAAACAAGAACAGUUCAUCAAAUCCGUCCCAGCGGGUACUCAAGUUGUAGCAAGGAAUGCUAUAGAGGUCACAGAGUUCAGAUACAUCAUUCCCGACCAGCCAAUUGAAAGAGCAACAAAAGGGAACUCGGUUUUUAUUUUCAAUGCUUUACAAAAACGAUCGUUAGGAAAUGUGGUUUCUGUUGGUGACCAAUUAUCUUUUAUGCUUACACUUAAGAACCCAUUAAAUGUUAAUUUGGAGAUCUCUGUUAUGGCAAUUGACUCGACAAGCGGAUUUGCACAGCCAUUUGCAUGCAACUUGCGUGCAAAGAAGUCCGCCCAGCUCCCAUUGACCAUAAAGAUGACACAACCUGGCAAAAUAGAGAUCCUUGGAGCAACAUUUAAUAUUUAUGACAUCUCAUUCCAGUAUAAACUUCCGAAACCAAUAGAAUUCGAGGUCAUUGAGGAACUGCCAACACUCAUAGCAUGCCUUCCGUUCAGACAAUAUGAUAAUGUCACUGAAAAUUCUUAUAAUGAAAUUUCAUUUGAGCUAAUUAACAGUGGAAACGUCGAAGUUGACAUCCACCGCAUAAAAUUUGCUCAAGCUCCACCGAUUUAUUCCGGUACAAGUCUUCCUGUUCCGUAUCCUCCGAAAUUAAAUCCAUCUUUGCCACCAACACUUAAUCCUGGCCAGUCAUACAAGUUCAAUGUCCAACUACAGAUGGAUCAGACCUUCACAAACCUCUCAUUCGGCAUAGAAUACGGCCGCAGAGGAUAUAUCAGAAGAUUUGAAUACGAUAGACAGUUAUCUCUCAUUGAUGGACCGAGGAUAACAAGAGUAGAGACUGUUCCUCUCGAAGAUCACAACGAUUUCGAUGAUGACCACACAACUUUAUUAAUUAUUAUCCAAAAUCCAACGAACGAUCCAAUAACGGUCGACUCAAACAUUGCAGGACAAGUUUUCAUACCAAGACAGAGCUUCGGAACGUUGAUUGUCCGCAUCCAAAGAAUAGAAACACCAGAUGACUUCACAGGCAAAUGGAAUGACAUUGGAUUGACUACUGAGUACGUCAGGAAGGCAGAAGUAGCCGAAAUCAAUGCUAAACAAAGAGAAAUUUCAGAUGAAGAAAGAAGAUUAUUAUGGACUGCCUUAUACAUCAAGCAAAAGAUUUGCCAGCAACUAACACUUAAAUGGCAUAACCAGCAUGGUUUUGGUGGCAAUUUGCCCCUUUCUCAUGUCAUUUUAGAUCCAAGAGUCUUGACACUUUUACAAAAGCCAUCGUUCGAUGUAAACAUCUCAAUUAAAAAGCAAGAGAACGAUGUAUACUCACUGACAUGUGAUAUGAAAAGUGAGAACAAGAAGUCAGUCGAUGUCAAGGCUAUGCUGACUUUCAAUGCUGAAAAGUCAUCAGUAAUGAUCGCAGGUAAGUCUGUUUACCAACUCAAGACUCCUUCGACUAUUAAUAUGAUUGUCCAUACAACAUGCAAGAAGAAGCUAUUGGUUACUGGAAAAUUCUAUGUUGGCGAGGCUUUCUUCGUCAAGCUUGCUGAAUUUGACCUCUCUGAACUUUGA